This is a messenger RNA of Eremothecium cymbalariae DBVPG#7215, 756 nucleotides long. It is a transcript of the gene PRE9, whose product is annotated as proteasome core particle subunit alpha 3. The transcript has a single exon. The record is from RefSeq and is a predicted model, not a curated record. Gene Ontology annotation, biological process: ubiquitin-dependent protein catabolic process. Lineage: Eukaryota; Fungi; Ascomycota; Saccharomycetes; Saccharomycetales; Saccharomycetaceae. The coding region runs from base 1 to 756 and encodes 251 amino acids. Gene Ontology annotation, cellular component: nucleus; proteasome core complex; proteasome core complex, alpha-subunit complex.
AUGGGUUCCAGAAGAUACGACUCUAGAACGACGAUCUUUUCCCCUGAGGGGAGAUUAUAUCAGGUUGAAUAUGCUUUGGAAUCUAUAUCUCACGCUGGUACAGCAAUUGGUAUCAUGGCGAAGGAUGGAAUAGUGCUGGCAGCCGAGAGAAAGGUGACUAGCAAACUAUUAGAACAGGAUACAUCGAGUGAGAAAUUGUAUAGGCUAAAUGAUAAUAUUACAGUUGCUGUGGCAGGGUUAACAGCAGAUGCAGAGAUUCUGAUAAACACAGCUAGAUUGCAUGCACAGAAUUAUUUGAAGAUGUAUAAUGAGGAGAUUCCAGUUGAGAUUCUUGUUAGACGGCUUUCAGAUAUCAAGCAGGGUUACACGCAGCAUGGUGGAUUGAGGCCAUUUGGGGUUUCGUUUAUUUAUGCGGGGUAUGAUGACCGUUAUGGGUACCAGUUGUAUACGUCAAAUCCUUCUGGCAAUUAUUCGGGUUGGAAGGCGAUCAGUGUAGGCGCCAACACACAGGCUGCACAGACAUUAUUGCAGAUGGAUUACAAGGAUGAAAUUACGUUUGAAAAUGCAAUUGAGCUAGCAUUGAAGACACUAUCGAAGACUACGGAUAAUAGCUCGUUAACAGAUGACAGACUAGAAUUCGCCACUAUCAAGCAGGAUUCGAAUGGGAAGUUAGUGCAGAAAAUAUACAAGCCCUCUGAAAUUAAGGAAUUGUUGCAGAAAAGUGGUAUAAUGAAGCAAGAAGAGAACGCGGAUUGA